Hydractinia symbiolongicarpus is the source of this 2069-nucleotide messenger RNA. RefSeq lists its product as uncharacterized. The transcript is spliced from 4 exons. Bases 1396 to 1773 code for a protein of 125 amino acids. The record is from RefSeq and is a predicted model, not a curated record. NCBI's taxonomy places the organism in Eukaryota, Metazoa, Cnidaria, Hydrozoa, Anthoathecata, Hydractiniidae.
ACAUACCAAGUCUUAAGUUACUGAAGGCCCUAAUAUAAUCAAGUUUGUAACCUGACUUUUGGGUUGAUUUACCUUCUUGUCUUUUUUCCUUCUAAGAAUGUAAAACAAAAGGUUUUUAACAUUAAGCUAAGUCAAUUUAAAAGUGGGUCACUUCUUGGUUUCCUCCCCUUUUUUUGUAAAAUUUUAUGUGUUAAUAAAAGCAUACAGUGUAUGACAUUCUAAAAAUUUAGUUACAUAUAUUGCGUAUGUAUAUAUACUUAAAAUUAUGCCAGGGGUUCAUAUAACUUAAUUUAUGGAAACGUUACUGAGAGAAAGCGUUUAAGCCAAAAAAGAAAUGUUUUUUUGCAUAAAAUGAAAUUUAACAUUGUGAUUGACUUUACUAAGUUUCAAGUUUUACUAAGUUAACACAAAAAUUAGAUUUGAACUUUUUGUGUUUAUUUUGCAAAAGUUUUUACAAAUUAAGUAUGAUCCAUCAUUGAGUAUGGUAACUAUUGAAACCAAUGUCAGUAAAUCCUGAAAUGUAAAAUCUGACACUUUAAUGUUCCUCAAAAUGAGUAUAUUAUGAAAAGAUUUUAUUAUAUGAUAAUUUUUAACUGGCCAUGAUGAUACUUAAGAUAUCACACAGUCUUGAUUUUAAACCACGAAGGAAAAAAAUUAAAAAUUAUGUGAGGACAUUAAAGAGAUAUAUCGGUGAGGAUAGGUCCGGUUGUAAGGGGAUGGAGGAGACCGGCAAUUAAUACCUUAUAAAAAGGAAUUGAAUUUGCACUAAAUAUGUGAAAGUUAAUGUAUUUUGUAAUUUGAAUGAUACUGUACAGUUUCAGUUCCUUUGUUGCUCUCUUUUGUCUUUUUCCUGUUUUCAGGUACUAUAAUAAACUUUCAAGGAAUUUGUAGAAGACGUUAGCAAGUUUUUUCAAAUUCUACUGGAAGAUAUAACAUGGCAGUUAUUUUAAAUGAAAAACAAUCAGAUAAGUACCUCUUAUUAAUUAAUUUUAUAUUUAAAUGUGUACUAUACAUAAAGGCGAGACCAUUUUCAUUGUGUAAUGUAAUUUUUAAGUUAUUUUAACAAUUUUGAAACCACACCCUUUUUAAAUUUCCUUCUGUAUAAAAUUUGACAUGAUUAUGUCAUUGUACCACCAGUAAAAUCUUUGCUAAUUUUUCACAUCAGUAUUUUUCAUGACUACUCUGUCACAGUUAGUUUGGACAGCCAAAUGAUCAUGUCAUUUGAUUUUUUGACUGCUUAAUUCAUAAUGCAGUUACUUUAGUACGAAAAUUAACAUUCUAGUUGUAAAUCAUUUAGGAAAUUUCUUUACAUUAACAAUGGCAAUUGAUCACAUAUGAGAAAAAAGUAGAGGAUGAGACAUACUAGAGGAUUUAUUUGCAAAUAUAGAGAAAAAAAUGGCGGCACAAAUUAACUUAGAACUUGUUUCACUUUAUGCUAAAUUCGUGGAGCACAGGAUACAACAUCCUGGCUCCAUGAAUUAUCGGUCGUUUGGCCGAUGGCUAAAGCAGGGUGGGGUCGAGUGGACCAAUGAAGAAGACCCCACCGAAACAGCUCCCAACAUGGAAUUGAUGCAAGUAUGGACAAAAUUUUUACAGUACAGACUUAGACAUAGCGGGUCAAUGGACCUAGAAGUGUUUGGACGUUGGGUGCAUAAUGGCGGGGUUGAGUUUUGUGGUGGGCGACGGGAUCGUGGUAGAAGUAGCAGUCGUGGUUGGAGACGCGGUCGUGGUGGGAGACGCGGUCGUGGUGGGCCGUAUAAGCCACAAUAUUAAAAUGUAUUUUUAUUACUAACCCUUUGUAAAACGAGGUGCACUUUUUUUUAAUAAAAUAUCCUAAAUUUAAAAUGGGCCUAAAUAUUGCCAAAAUUCAAACAAUUGCUAAACUAUUUUUCAGGCUGAAUUUAAAAUAAAUACUUUGAAAAAAACAACAUUUUUUCCAUUGAAAAAAAUAAAUACUUUGAAAAAAACAACAUUUUUUCCAUUGAAAUUAACUAGAUAAACAAAUAUUUUGUCUACCUUGUUUUACGAAGGGUUAGAUGUUAUUAAAUUUGUUAAUUAUCUUAACUCUA